Lachancea thermotolerans CBS 6340 is the source of this 456-nucleotide messenger RNA. RefSeq names its product KLTH0D12848p. Gene Ontology annotation, molecular function: thiosulfate-cyanide sulfurtransferase activity. Lineage: Eukaryota; Fungi; Ascomycota; Saccharomycetes; Saccharomycetales; Saccharomycetaceae. The coding region runs from base 1 to 456 and encodes 151 amino acids. The transcript has a single exon. Gene Ontology annotation, cellular component: mitochondrion. The record is from RefSeq and is a predicted model, not a curated record.
AUGCGCUAUUCUUAUCUUGGACACCCUAAUCGUAGCCAACCAAAGAUGUGGAAAGCGAUAGUUGAUGCGUUUAACGGUAACGAAGGAGUGCAAUCAGGUGGCAAGAAACAAACCUACGACUUUACAGCUGUUAACAACAUAGUUCAAGACCCUCAGAGUUCCAAGAUUUUGGUUGAUGUCAGAGAGCCCGAAGAGUUUGAGGGAGGCCACAUCGAGAAGGCAGUGAACAUGCCAUUCAGAAGCCACCCGCUAGCUCUCCAUGAACCAGCUGCCGAAUUUGAAAAGAACUACGGCUUCAAGAAACCCUCAAAGGACGCGGAACUAGUUUUUCUCUGCGCUUCAGGAUUUAGAGCUGGCAACGCUAGGGAAGAAGCUACCAAAAGCGGGUACCAAAACGCUAACGUUUACCCUGGUUCUAUGAAGGAUUGGAUAUCUAAGGGAGGUAAGACGAUUUGA